Messenger RNA from Lutzomyia longipalpis, 1191 nucleotides. Its product is annotated as mucin-2-like. Gene Ontology annotation, molecular function: chitin binding. The record is from RefSeq and is a predicted model, not a curated record. Gene Ontology annotation, cellular component: extracellular region. The transcript has 2 exons. The coding region runs from base 123 to 1019 and encodes 298 amino acids. Lineage: Eukaryota; Metazoa; Arthropoda; Insecta; Diptera; Psychodidae.
AUUAGACAAUUGAUUGUCUAUUUGCGAUAAGAAAUGCAUUUGUCUUCUCUCGCGGGUAAUGAUAUAAAUUGGACAGGUGUUGGCUGUUGAGGCAUCAGUUAGGUCAUAACCAACGAACCAAAAUGAAGUACGCCAUCUUAGUGGCAGCUCUGUUCGUGGCUGGUGCCAUUGGUGCCCCAAUUGAGGCUGAAAAUGAAUUGCCAAGAAGUCUGGAUCCCCGUUUUGUGUCCCACGGACGUCCAGCUUGUCGUACACCAGAGGAGAUGGCUGUGCGUCUGUACAGACACAACUGGGACCCAACACGGUGGUGGCAGUGCAAUCAGCAGAAUGUUCCCGCCGAAAUGAUGACCUGCCCAACAGCUAUGCUCUUCGAUGAGCGCACCCGACAGUGCAUCCCUGCGGAUCAUUGGGUGUGGACUGAACCCCGGAAUCCCCCUACGCUGGCUGAGUGGAAUGGAAGUCCCCCACCGGGUGGUAUUUGCCCGCAAGACAAUCCAACUUGCCCACCAUGCCCAACACCCUGCCCACCGUGUCCGGAACCAACAACAACAACUUGUCCUCCGUGCGAAACCACCACCCUAUGCCCACCAUGUCCGACGCCACCUGAUGAGGAACCACCAACCACAACUACAACAACUACUACUACUACUACUACUACAACUACUACAACAACAACUACUACAACCACAACAACAACAACUACAACGACAACAACAACGACGACAACCACCACAACUACUACCUGCCCCCCAUGUCCCGAAACCACCCCCUGCCCACCCUGCCCCGAGACCACUCCCUGCCCACCAUGUCCUGAAAUAACAACCACAACUCCCUGCCCACCUUGCCCAACGGAUAUGAUAUGCGAGCAACACCACAUGGGGCUCCUCUGGCCAGCUAAUCGUCAAGACAGCUUCUUCGUGUGUCACACUGUUAAUCAUCCCGCCCUGGAGAUGUUCUGCGACCCAGGAACAAUCUUUAACUUCAACCAACAAACGUGCACACCUGCAUGGGCUGGAUGAGACAUUCAAAGACCACCACUGCACACACAGUCCACAAUGAUGAAAAAAAUGAGCAUUAAAAACAAUCCCCUAUUACUAUUACAAAAGACAUUCUCCCCGUAGUCACGUAGAUUGUCCGCACUCUGAAGAGAUUUUUUUUUAAAGAAAUAUAAACCACUUUUGCAUUUUAAAA